Molecule: messenger RNA, 275 nt
Organism: Amoebophrya sp. A120
Lineage: Eukaryota; Dinophyceae; Syndiniales; Amoebophryaceae
Source: the annotation of a GenBank genome assembly
CAAAAACGAGAAAGCACAGAACGGAGCCACGCAUCCCGAUUCUGGUUGGAAAACGCAACUCGAAAGCAAAAGCGAAUUCUAUGUACCUUGGUAAAUUCUAAUUCUCUAUGAAAAUUCUAAUUCUCUAUGACGAGUGGUUAAGGAAAGGCGUAGGAAAGGACUAUUCGGAGAUUUCGGCAAAAGCAAAAUAUUUGAAAAGUGAAGACGUUUUAUAUCCAUAUCAUUUUUUUCCUUGCUCGGGUUGAUUCCACUUGGCGACUGAAUAGAUACAAAAA